This is a messenger RNA of Onthophagus taurus, 1550 nucleotides long. RefSeq names its product tRNA:m(4)X modification enzyme TRM13 homolog. Gene Ontology annotation, biological process: tRNA methylation. NCBI's taxonomy places the organism in Eukaryota, Metazoa, Arthropoda, Insecta, Coleoptera, Scarabaeidae. The record is from RefSeq and is a predicted model, not a curated record.
ACUCUUAUUUUUCCAUUUAUGCAUAAUAUUAACUUGAUACUUUAAGGCAUCCUCCUCACUUAAUAAUACAGCAUCAGCAGGCAUUUCAGAUCGUUUAGCUCUAAAUAAUGCCAUUUUUUAUAAAUUUAUCCAAAAGAGACCGCAAUUAAAAACGUUUACCGGAAAUUUUUUUAUAGGUUAUGAAAUGUGAGAAAUGACAACUCUAAAUGUCAUUUUCUAACCUCACUUUCAAAUUGAUUUAAUUUCUAAGAUUAAAAUGGAUAAGAAAUUUGAAAAGAUAGAAUCUGAUGUUCCACAGUGUAAACACUUUGUAGUGCGAAAAAAAAGAUUUUGUAAAAUGACGGUAAAAGCGGGAAAUGAGUAUUGUGGGGAACAUAUGCCUCAAGUUUUAGAAAAUAACAAAGACGAGGAUGCAUUAAGAGUUACAUGUCCGUUAGAUCCGAAACAUACAUGCUAUGCCAGCAAGUUGGCCAAACAUUUAAAGAUAUGUAACGCUCGGAAGGAAUAUAACGAAAAGUAUAUUUUAAAAGGGGUUAACGCGGGAGAAUUAAUUCCAGAUUUAAAUAACACAUCAAUUAUUAAACAACAAUCUUUAGAUAAUUACACAAUUGAAGAAAUUAAAGGAACAAUAAACAAAAUCAUUAAUUUAUACGAGAAUGACUUAAAACUAUCAAUAACCGAUAAAUUCUUAACACACCCAUUACUAGAAGAAGAAAUAUCUAAACCAGAGUACGGUGAUAAAACUAAAAAACAUCUUCAUCAAACCUCUUCAAUUUUGGGGUACUUAAAAGAAUUUAAUUUAAUCCAACCUGAUACAGCUUUUAUUGAAUUUGGAGCUGGAAAAGGUAAAUUAAGCUUUUGGUUGGCUAAUGCUUUAGAGAAAGUUCCAAAUACAAAAGUUUUAUUGGUGGAAAGAGCUUCACCGAGACACAAAAUGGAUAAUAAAUUUGAUAAAUCAACUGGUGUUACUUAUCGAAUAAGAGCUGAUAUCGCCGAUUUAGUUCUAAGUAAAGUUGAUGCAUUAAAUAACUCAAAACAAGUCGUUGGAAUUACAAAACAUUUAUGUGGGGAUGCCACAGAUUUAGCAUUACGAUGUUUAAAGAAGUAUCAGGAUGAUGGUAAAAUAACAUUGGGAUUAUGUAUGGCCUUUUGUUGUCAUCACAGAUGUAGUUGGACCCCUUAUACCGGAAAAGAAUUUUUUAAAGAACACGAUUUAAAUGAAACCGAUUUUGAUAUUAUGAGAGGAAUGGUGAGUUGGAGUACUUGCGGCACUGGGUUUAGCCGCGUUAAAAAUCGCGAGGUUAACAAUGAAUUUUAUAUGACAAGCUUGGAAACUGUUGGUGAAAGAGAUAAAGAGUUGGGUUUAAGUAGGCACGAAAAAGAAAUUAUCGGGAAAAAAUGUAAAAUUAUUUUAAAUUAUGGACGAAUGAGUUAUAUGGACAAAUUAGGUUUUAAUUGUAAAUUGCAUUAUUAUGUAAGUCCAAAUGUUUCGUUGGAAAAUUUGUGUAUUGUUGGUUUUAAAGGAAAUAAAAAUUAAUUAAUAAUGUGAA